AAAUAUGCUUGUUCGCUUUCUUGUCAUGAGUUGCAUCGGAGGAUUGAAACCGGUCUCAUGUCGCUAGUAUGAAUAUGAAGCUGCUGCUGGUUAGCUUAGCUUAGCAUAACGAUCGGAAACGGAGGGAAUAAGAUACAGUGUGUUAAUUAGCAAGCUUUAUUGGUGCUGGAACGAAGAUUUUGUUACAUUCAGACAGAGCCAGGGUUGCUAUUUCCACAUGUUUUAGUGCAUUUCUUUUUUUUCAUUAAAACCUAAAAAAACAAGGCUGAAUAUCAAUUGAAAUUCAAAUUAAUUUGAAAACGUUGAGAAAAUAUCCUCACACCGAAUCUAAUCACUUUAGUGUUUUGUCAUUUAGUUCCUAAUAAAUUGCAUCUGAAUUCAGUGUUUUCCACCUGUAAUAACAAUGAGUUUGCAUCUGAAGUCCAUGUAAAAAAUUGUGUAAGGACUCUGGAUACUUGCAUCAUAUACAUUAUAAUAUUAAAAAAUAUAUAUUAUUAUUAUUAUUAUUAUAUAUAGAUAUCAAUACAUUUUCUUCCAGUAAACUUUUAAGUUUUAGGUAGUACAACCUUAAUUCACCCCAGCUCCCCCACAUGUAGGCAACGUGACUCUUUUCUGCCAGCUCCUGAUACCAUUAAAGGCUGCCAGUACAUUUCAACAGUUGGACAUUUUAAAUAUUUAAGGGAGAGAUUGUAACCAAUAGGUAACUUCAGCAAUCCAAAGAGAGUAUCCAACUUUAAAAGUAGACAUUUGGCUGCUGCUUCUGUUUUUCCAACUAUCUAUCUUUACUGUCAUGUGGUUGAGCAAACUGAUAGAAUCUACUGUGUCGCUGUUUGGAUACACAGAUCCCCUGCAGUGGAAAAUGUUACUUAUGUAUGUAAAGCCUGUUUCUACAAGCACUCAGCGCGUUGUCAGCACCUCACACACAGGGGACCUAAGUUAACACUUUACAAUAUUUCCAUUGAUCAAUAAGGGCACAGUUUUUAGAUUAAUUAACAAAACCGAAAAAAAAAUUGUGUCACUUGAAACGGUGUCAAAGGGAUUGUGGUGCCCUAAUUAAUGGUCAUUCUAGCCCCAGCUUUGAGUUACACAGGAGCUGCCUGUCAAACAGAUAACCCUUUUAGAGGAAUGUCACCUGCCUCAGUCUCAGGCAUGCAGGCAGCUGCUCGUGUUUGUGGAUUUAUUAGCCCAAUUCUCGAGGACUAUUUGAAUUGCUUUUUAUAUAUAUAAAUUUUUUUUUUUUUUUUUUAAGAAAAUGCCUUUUUCAUUUUAAUAUUUUUAUAUUGUGAUUUGAAAACCUUUCCAUAGGAUGGCCACCUCAAAUGGGAAAGGUGAAAAAGUGUCCAAAUUUGAGACUUUAAAACUGUUGGAGAAAUGCAGAAAGGAAAGAGAUGAUGCCAUGCACAGAGAAAGUGUUCUCAGAGAGAAACUCCGACAGUAUGAGUCAAGGAUGCGUUCAACUGAGGCUCUGAAACAGAAACUGAAAACCAUGACCAUGGACAACAAGGAGCUGAGGAAACAGGUGAAGGCUCUUCGUACUGAGAUUGGACUUGAAUGCAGCCCCAAGUUCAAUGGAAAGACCACAAAGGACAUAAUCAAUGACUUGCAUGAGAAGGAGCGUGAGUGCAGUUCCUUGGUGGAGAAGGCUGGGAAACUGAGCCUGACCAUUGAUGAUUUGACAUCAGAGUUGGCAAAUACAGUCACGUCUAAAACUCUUUUAGAGGACCAAGUUCAGUCAUUGCAACAAAACCUCAAGGACAUGACAAAUAAUCAGCGCCGUUUGCUAAAGCUGUGGGAGGACAAGAAGGCCCAGAGGGAGCAGUUCGCCCUCCCUGCAAUUACGCAGAAACCUGGACAGAAACCAUUUAUUCAUAAAGCAAUUCAAACUGAGAUGUCCAUCAGUUCAUCACAAAAGCUCCCAGUCAAUGCUUUUGAGACCAAGCCAUUCUCUCGGGACAAUGACAAAAAGACUGUUUUGGAUAAACACAGUUUUCCAACUUAUGGAAAUGGCUAUCACCACGACAAGAAAGCUUUCAUGCAUGAUGAAACUAAAGGAAUUCAGAACUGAUUAGAUUCUAACAGAAAAAGACAGCCACUAACGCUCUGCUUUAAUAAAGUAGAGCAGAGAUAUAGCUAAUAAUCAUUGGUCAUCACUAAUGUUGUACUUGACAAAUAAAUGAGUAAA
Messenger RNA from Seriola aureovittata, 2182 nucleotides. RefSeq lists its product as uncharacterized. Bases 1307 to 2065 code for a protein of 252 amino acids. The record is from RefSeq and is a predicted model, not a curated record. The transcript has a single exon. Lineage: Eukaryota; Metazoa; Chordata; Actinopteri; Carangiformes; Carangidae.